Messenger RNA from Trifolium pratense (red clover), 1350 nucleotides. RefSeq lists its product as uncharacterized. NCBI's taxonomy places the organism in Eukaryota, Viridiplantae, Streptophyta, Magnoliopsida, Fabales, Fabaceae. Bases 178 to 1185 code for a protein of 335 amino acids. The transcript is spliced from 6 exons. The record is from RefSeq and is a predicted model, not a curated record.
AAAUAAAGUUGAUGUUCAUGUGAUAAAAAAAUGGAUAUAUUUGAAAACAGAAAAUAAAAUUCCACCACCUACCUAAUGUGAGAUUUUGAAUGGUACGCUUACCGAAGAGAAGACGAUCCAGUUCUUAUUCACUUCAUCGUUCUUCUUAUUCUACCGCUUUAAUCACUCACACCAAUAAUGGAAGCUGUUUGUCUCAAAUGUGGCGAUUUAGGUUUCAUAGAGGCGAUUGUUUUUUGCAACAAGUGUCAGGCUUGUGCUCUGCAUAGGUACUGUUUAGAUGGACCUGUGAUUUUUACUGAUGAUGUUAUAUGGUUUUGUGAGGAUUGUGAACCAAACCCAGUAGUAUCAUAUUCACUUAACCAAUCUACGCUUCUGUCAUCUAAAAAUACCAACUCUUCAAAUUUGGCCAACAAUGCAAUCCUAUCCCAGAGAAAACUGGAUUAUUGUGUAACGAGAUUGCAGAAAAGCCAACAACAGAAUAAAAAGAAGAAUGAAGAGAAGCAGAAGCAGAAGAAAGGAAAAGUUAACUCUGUCUUAGUUGCUGAAACAAAGGUCCUUUUAUCUGACAGUCGCUGCUCAACCGAGGUUGAGUAUCCUCAAUGUAAUAUCAACCAUGAACAAGAAAAUAAUUCUAAAAUUUAUUGUGGAACAGUUCCAACAGAUGCUGAAAACUCCAAUAUGGGUCCUAAAUCUGUUCAAAUCUCUCAAGUAACUGCCACUGAUGAUUUAAUAACAUUAGAUAUUCCUGUUGAUGCACAGCCUAUUUCCGAUCCAAUCUGGAGGGGAGAUUUGCUCUUCUGCAAUAAAACUAUUGGACUUCUGGCCCAUUUGUCCAGUUUGGCAUCCCCCAAAGUUCGGGAGGAGACAGAACUUUUCCCAGAAGUGCUUUCUGCUGAAUUGCCUCCCAGAUCUGCAGUGUGGCCUAAUAGCUUCAAGAAGGAAGGACCAACUGAUAAGAGCAUUGCGCUUUAUUUCUUUCCCAAGGACAAAAGAUUGUCUAUAAAGGCCUUUGACAUGCUGGUUGAUGAUAUCAUUCGCACUGAAGCUGCCAUAAGAGUUUUGACAAAAAAUGCAAUGCUUUUAAUGUUUCCUUCCACCUUGCUUCCAAUACAACAUCAGAAAUUUCAAACCAAGUAUUACUUGUGGGGUGUCUUCAAAAAAAAGCAAACUUCAAAAGAGAAAUGAUGCUGUAUGCCGAGAGAAUGCUGGUGUUUCCAAAAUAGUAGUUAUAGUUCUAAUGCAUAGUAUUCUUGUAGUAGUUAUAUGAUAUUUGCAUGAUGGGACAUUGGAACAAAUAGUUAACAUUGUUUAACCGUAUGAUAUGUGCAUGAUGGAACGUUGUUACAUAGA